This is a messenger RNA of Aspergillus alliaceus, 1749 nucleotides long. RefSeq lists its product as uncharacterized. Lineage: Eukaryota; Fungi; Ascomycota; Eurotiomycetes; Eurotiales; Aspergillaceae. The coding region runs from base 498 to 1346 and encodes 282 amino acids. The record is from RefSeq and is a predicted model, not a curated record. The transcript has a single exon.
GUCUGCCUAACUGCAUUGACUGUAGUGCCACACUCCCUGUUUCUAACUCCGACUAAGAAUAAACGGCAGACAGAUAUCAGUAACAUGAUAGUGAUUGCGUGGACGUCGAUCGUCUACUAAAAUUAACGAGGCUGGUGAUCCCCUAUGGGUGGACGAGGGUCUCCCAGCCUCCUUUGACGGCUGUCGCCCAGACCCUCGUGGAUGCGCCAGCCUGCACUUUUCUCCGUCCGAUGGGCCCCCCUGCCGUCUGAUGAUGAAACUUAUAAUGAUUCAUGAGAUUGAGUGCUUUUAGUUUCUUCUUGAGUCCUGUUUUUCUACCUAGCUGCUAAUCUUAAAUUGGGACGGCCGUUCCUCUUCUCUCUCUUGAUAUAUCCAUCUUGCCUGGCUUAUUGAUGGGUUUCUCUUCCAUUGUACUAUCUUUAUUCUCCAUUUCAUAGACCACUUACAACUUAAUACUUUCCUCUUGUCUCAGUGCCAUUAACGGUCUUCCAUCCAAUAUGCAUGCCUCAGCAUUGCUCUUAGUUCUCUCAUCACUCGGUGCUCACGCGGUUCCUCUCCUUCGUGCAAGAACAAACAAUACUCUCGCACGCAGGGAUGUGCCGUAUUCUGUUGUGAAUGUUGGCGGCACAUCCAGCGCUGAGGCGCCCCCCGUCGUCGAAACUAUCACCGCUGUCUCUCCUCCACAAACCCCGGUAACAAUCACGAUAACCCACACUCCAUCGUCGUCACCAUCAAGCACUCCUUUUCCCUCGUCCUGGAGCGUCGGGCCGUUGCCGACUGGCAUCCCCAGUGGUCAGUCCUCAGUCGUGGCUAGAGGACUGAACGCUACUUCUCUGAGAUUCAUCAGGAGGUCUUCCUCUGCCAACAACACUGAGGUUCAUACUUUCGUCGCUCGUCACAACGGCACUGAAUCCUACCUCAACGCUCGUCACAAUAGCACUGCCCCUCUGUUUGUCCGCAGCAACGCCAUGGAGUCUAAGCUUAUUGCUCGUCACAAUGGCACCGAGUCUCAUCUGAACGCCCGGAGCAACAGCACAGAAUCUAAGCUUAUCGCUCGGGGCAACGGUACUGCUUUUGGCCUGGGUGCUCGCAACAACAGUGUCAACUCUCGCCUUACUAUCCACACUAAUGAUACUGCCCCUACUAUCGUCGCUCGCAGUAACAGCACUGAAGCUCAUACCCUCGCUACCCGCAGCAACAGCACCGACUAUCGCAUUACUGCUCGCGGCUUGAACAUCACUGACCGUGCUGUUCUUUACCUUCGCGAUGCCCUCAACUCCACCCGCGUUCAUGGCGGUAAUGCUGUGGUUAAGAGAAGCUCGAAUAGCACAUCACCGCAGCCCUAAAUUUGACACUCCAGGAAUACCAUCACUAGAUGUAUGCAAGUGACGACUUGCUUCUCUUAGGCCAAAUCGUCCGGCUUUCCCAUGUGUCAUUUCACGGAUGAAGGAGCUAAAUCAUGAUAUGACAGACACGACAUGAAAUAUUUAUGAAGAUGAUGAAGGGGUCAAUGGCAUGCUUUUCUUGUUUCUUUUCGGGGUUUCGUCGUUAUAAUUCGACAUGACGUUCUAUGUGAUCAUGAUUUCCAUACAUACACAUAUGCAUAUGGCGUUUUGCUUUGACUUUCCUUGUGUAUUCCUGUUUCCUGGCGGGAUUUAUUGCUUGCACAGAGAUUCUAAGAUUGGUUCUUCAACGAAAUAGAAUAGUUUAGAUAGUAUAUAUAGAGAUCAAAAUACAUACCGAUGGAUU